UACAACCUGCUGAGCAGCAGCAUGGAGAGCCUGGGGAGCCGUGCGACCUCCGCCAGCCCCUACAGCUCCGAGAACGCCUCCUCGUCGGCCGUGCCCACCCCCUCACCCUACUCCCAGCCCAACUCCACCUUCGAGGGCCUGUCCCCUGCCCCUGCCAUCCCCUCCAACACCGACUAUCCUGGACCGCACACCUUCCAGGUGUCCUUCCAGCAGUCCAGCACCGCCAAGUCUGCCACAUGGACUUACUCGCCCCUGCUGAAGAAGCUCUACUGUCAGAUUGCUAAGACCUGUCCGAUCCAGAUCAAACUGUCCGCCUCUCCUCCACAUGGCAGCAUCCUCAGAGCCAUGCCCGUUUACAAGAAGGCGGAGCACGUCACAGAGGUGGUCAAGCGCUGCCCCAAUCAUGAACUGGGACGAGAUUUUAAUGACGGUCAAGCAGCCCCAGCCAGUCACCUGAUCCGGGUGGAGGGGAACAACCUCUCUCAGUAUGUGGACGAUCCUGUCACUGGCCGACAGAGCGUCUUCGUGCCCUAUGAGUCUCCUCAGGUGGGGACUGAGUUUACCACCAUCCUGUAUAACUUCAUGUGCAACAGCAGCUGUGUGGGUGGCAUGAACAGAAGACCCAUCCUCAUCAUCAUCACUUUGGAGACCAGGGAUGGUCAGGUCUUGGGCAGGAGGUCGUUCGAAGGUCGGAUAUGUGCGUGUCCUGGCAGAGACCGCAAAGCCGAUGAGGACCACUUCAGGGAACAACAGGCCCUGAAUGAGAAUGUGGCCAAAAAUGGCAGUGCCAGUAAGCGCAACUUCAAACAGAGUCCGCCGAAUAUCCCGAGUCCAAAUAUUAACAUGAGGAAGAGACGACACGGAGAAGAAGAGAUUUACUACAUUCCUGUUCGUGGCAGAGAGAACUUCGAGCUGCUGAUGAAGAUUAAAGACAGUCUGGAGCUGGUGGAGUUGGUGCCGCAGCCGCUGGUGGACUCCUAUAGACAACAAACGCAGCAGCAACUGCUGCAGAGGCCGAGUCAUGUGUCAUCCCCCUCCUCUUACUCACCAAUGUCCAACAUGAACAAGCUUCAUGCCCACGGAGGCCUGAGCAAACCGCCUUCAGUCAACCAGCUGGUGGGGCAGCAGCCCCAGCAGCACCCCACUGUCCCCACCUCCAUAGCUCAUAUGGGUUCAAACAUGCUCAACAGCCACCACAUGCAGGCAAACGGUGAUAUGAACGGGGGCCACAGCAGUCAGACUCUAAUGUCUGCCUCCCACUGCAGCCCGCCCCCUCCGUAUAACCCUGACCCCAGCCUCGUCAGUUUCCUGACCAGUCUCGGCUGUCAGAACUUCGUCGAGUACUUCACCUCCCAAGGCUUCCAGUCGAUCUACCAUCUUCAGACUCUCACCAUGGAGGAUUUAGGCGCGCUGAAGAUACCAGAGCAGUCCCGCCACGCCAUCUGGAGAGGUCUGCAGGACAUGAAACAUGGCGCUCCCAUCCAGCUGCCCGCCCCUAACCAUCACCAUGACUACCAAGGACAGCAGCUCCUCCGCUCCAGUAGCAACAUGGCCGCCUCAGCGAUGGCUGCCAUCGGUGCUUCUGGUGGGGAACUGCAACGCCAGCGCGUCAUGGAGGCCGUGCACUUUCGCGUCCGCCACACCAUCACCAUCCCCAACAGGGCGGGUGUCGUUGGGACGUCAGGUAUGGCGGCACCUGGUGAUGAGUGGGCUGACUUUGGUUUCGACAUGCCCGACUGCAGAAUGUCACGUAACAAACACUCCAUCAAGGAGGAGUUCAUGGAAAGUGACGUUCACUGAGGCUGAAAAGAAUCUCGGGACUGUUUUGACAGCGUUAUUGUCACAAUCAGCCUAAUUGCAUCGUACUCCAAUGUGGAUCGGCUCUUUAUAUGUGCAGGUAGGGGUUUCUACCAGUGAUCUUGCAGAGAAUCAGGUUUUGUUUAGAAUGUUUUUCAGUGUAUGAAUGCAAAUUUCCUGUGCUUUCUUUAUUUUGUGCAUGAACACUUGCUCCAUCCAGGACUUUGAACAUGAGAUACCACAAAAUAUGUAUCAAGUUCUCCGUGCGUACACCACUGCGACAAUACAACUGUCAAGGCAAUGCCAAUGGAAGAACACAUUGUUUGAACAGUAAGUUUUCUGACUCUAAUGAUCGCAGGUGACAAGUGAGGAAUAUCAAAUAUUCUGGGAGGCGGGAUGUUGUUUGGUCUCACAGUGCAAUAAUAGAUUCAACAUAUUUUCUAACAGUCCAGACAUUUAUAGUGAACAUCAACUGUAGCAUUGAAUAGUUUUAAUUUGUAUCUUUUUCUUUUAUCAUAAACCUAGUUCUCAGCUGCCUUAUUUAUUGCUCUUUCAGUUUUACUUCACUUGUGCAAAUGUAUAUACUGUAGCUUGUAAAUGUUUUAGACUAGCUGGGUUGAAAAAGGGUAUUUAGCAUCAAAAUGAAAACUUGUGUUUCCUGUUUGAACCAAAUGUACAGAGGCGAUUGGUAAAUCAGUUAUGGGAUCACCUAGUAGUGUAUAUUAUAAUGGAAAAGAUAACUUGAUGACUUCUAGUUCAGUAUGCCCUUAUCAUUUCAAUGUUCAAAUUUAUUAAAUGGGAUUUGGUAUGAAUAGCGUGUAUUCCAUCCAAGUCAACAAGUAAAAUCAAAAGUAAAACAUUGCAUCCAUUACCUUUUUACUGUGGGAGGUGUUGUAUUUAUAUAUACUAGUAUGGAAACACACUACAAAACAGCUGAGAGGCAAAAUAUCAAAAGCAGUAUUAUAUCUUAAUAGAAGGGAUUCAAUCAGAGUUGUGAAAAAUACAUUAAGAGUGGCAUCCCUGUUUACGACACUAGACAAGACAGUAGUAUGUGUCUACUUUUGGAUGCAUUUUGAAUAAAACCUUGCGGGGCAGGGUCCUCAUACUAGCUGUGUGUUUCUUCAUAGCACUUGUUCGUGGAUAUUUAAUCAUUAACAACAUUCCAGUUUCAAUCCAUUGCCAUCAACAUGAUUGAUCAUUGUGCAAUUUUAGUAUGGUGUCAAAUUUGUUUUUAGUAAGUAGCUGACUUUGCACCAUGACAAUAAUCUCUACCUGAGAUGCAGUAAUUUUUCCAUGGCCCUCAUACGUUCACACUUCCACCGGCUAACACCAACUGGUCAAAGACAGAGCACUUUAAGGCUUUAGGUAAAAGGAUUUAGGAUUAUUUGUGCUUAUAAUCAGUAUUAUGCAUUGUCAUAGUGUAAAUAGAAAUAGUGCUUUGUUUUGAUAUUCCAGGUAAGUUUUUUUUUAUAAAUAUAUAGAGAUCAUUAAGAUGUUUGUAACUAUUGCUGUUCAUCAAUGUCUAUUGGUUUCUAAGGUUGUAAAGUUCAGUGUGUUUUUUUUCUUAAAACCGUGGAUAUUAAAAUAUUUGGCGUC
Messenger RNA from Platichthys flesus (European flounder), 3393 nucleotides. RefSeq names its product tumor protein p73 (gene tp73). Lineage: Eukaryota; Metazoa; Chordata; Actinopteri; Pleuronectiformes; Pleuronectidae. Gene Ontology annotation, molecular function: DNA-binding transcription factor activity, RNA polymerase II-specific; protein binding; RNA polymerase II cis-regulatory region sequence-specific DNA binding. The record is from RefSeq and is a predicted model, not a curated record. Gene Ontology annotation, biological process: regulation of transcription by RNA polymerase II; apoptotic process; protein tetramerization. Gene Ontology annotation, cellular component: nucleus. Bases 22 to 1800 code for a protein of 592 amino acids. The transcript is spliced from 11 exons.